AUGUAUUUAUCUAACGAAGGUGAUAUCGAUGGGAUUAAGAAGAUGUUAGAUUCCGGAACUAAUGUUGAUUACCGUGAUAUCGAUGGUCGUAUUGCUCUUCACGUCUCUGCUUGUCAAGGACGAACCGAUGUUGUUGAGCUUCUGCUUAAUCGUGGUGCUAAGGUUGUUUCGAUGGAUCGAUGGGGUAGUACGGUAAAGAAGGAACAAUGA
Arabis nemorensis is the source of this 210-nucleotide messenger RNA. The record is from the annotation of a GenBank genome assembly. NCBI's taxonomy places the organism in Eukaryota, Viridiplantae, Streptophyta, Magnoliopsida, Brassicales, Brassicaceae.